Haliotis rufescens (red abalone) is the source of this 7269-nucleotide messenger RNA. Its product is annotated as receptor-type tyrosine-protein phosphatase beta-like. The record is from RefSeq and is a predicted model, not a curated record. Gene Ontology annotation, biological process: protein dephosphorylation. Gene Ontology annotation, molecular function: protein binding; protein tyrosine phosphatase activity. Lineage: Eukaryota; Metazoa; Mollusca; Gastropoda; Lepetellida; Haliotidae. The transcript has 37 exons. The coding region runs from base 346 to 5808 and encodes 1820 amino acids.
ACACGAUAAGCGUUUUGUUAGGUGAGUUCAGAGGUCACACACAAUCCUGUCACGUGGUCUGACAGACAGAAUGAGGAAGUAAAUUGCUCGGGUGGUUCAAACGGGUGGAGGCAGUCUUACACAAUCGCUCACCGGGGUCUAGGGCAGCAGGACUCGGGGAAGGGACACUAAACCGACAGCCAGGCAGGGAAGAACUGUGUUGGAAAUUGAGAAGUAUAUUACCGAACAACACCCGACAGUGUUCACAUAGUGAAGUUGACUGGGUGUGUUUCAAAGACAAAAAGAGGAAUAUGUUCUCUGUGAAGCAAGUUUGAGAAGUUCUGUGACACAGUUUCAAACACCAGCAUGGAUACAUUGAAGCACUGUUUCAUUACCAUCGUGUUCUCCUGCCUAUGUUCAGAGAUGAGCAAUGCCGCUAGUACAACAACACUAACGCCACCUCAAUUAGAAUAUGGAGCUACCUGUGCUGAAACAACCAGUGUGUGUUCAACCAGUGGUGCAAUGUGUACUUCAUCCAACAUAUGUGCAUGUGAUGACACUCACUACUACGACAUGGCCACCAACGCCUGCAUUCAGAAAGUGGAUUACGGAGCUAACUGUACUGAGAUUACAGACUGUAUUACCAGCAAUGCAAUUUGUAAUGGAUCCGGCACAUGUGCAUGUAAUGACACUCACUACUACGACACAGCCAACGACAAAUGCACUGAGAAACUAGCCUUCGCCGGUACAUGUAGUGAGACAUCCCAGUGUGACACUACCUCAGACCAAAACAUAGAGUGUAUUCAGACAGCAGCAGACAAGAAGUGCCUCUGUAAGGAUGGAUGGUAUAGGCCAAAUACAAGUCCAACAUCUUGUGUUGAAACUACCCAACUAAAGCCAGCCAUCUCAGACCCACCAUCCAUAGGGACAGGCAAUAUUGGCAUCAGCUGGACAAAUACAGUUGCCAAUGGAGGGUACACAUUCAACUACAUGGUAGUGUGGAGUCAAGGAUCUCCGGGAUCACCAGGAAAUGUCUCUACACAACAGACGACCUACAACAUUCAGCCCCUGUCUCCAGGAACAGUGUAUACAGUCACAGUCGAACUUACCAUCACACAGUACGGCAGGAGUCAGACGAUUACCUCGGACCAAAAACCAUUUACAACAGAGCAAGUCUUUGGCGGAAUAUGCAAUAACACGAUCCAGUGCGACAACUCCAACCCGAACAUAGUCUGUGUUCAGAUAACAGGACAACCAGAUGAUAGAUGCAUCUGUCAGGGUGGGAUGUAUAGGCCAUCAUCAUCAUCAUCUUGUGCAAACACUAGUGUACUACGACCAGUCAUCACAGACCCACCAUCCAUAGGAACAGGCAAUAUUGACAUCAGCUGGAUAAAUACAGAUGUCCCUGGGGGGUACAACUACAGCUACACGGUAUUGUGGUCUCCAGGACCUCCAGGAUCUCCAGGAUCCGCCUCUACACAACAGAAGAGCUACAACAUCCAGCCCCUGUCUCCAGGAACAGAGUAUACAGUCACAGUCGAACUUACCAUCACACAGUACGGCAGGAGCCAGACGACUAUCUCGGUCCCUAGGACAUUUGAAACGAAUAAACAAGCCUUCGGCGGUGAAUGUAAUGAGACAUCACAGUGUGACACCUCAGACACCAACAUAGAGUGUGUCCAGAUUACAGCAGACAAGAAGUGCCUCUGUAAGGCUGGAUGGUAUAGGCCAAAUACAUCACCUUGUGUUGAAACUAACUCACUAAAACCAGCCAUCGUAGACACACCAUCCAUAGGAACAGGCAAUAUUUAUAUCAGCUGGACAAAUACAGAUGUCACUGGAGGAUACUCCUACGGCUAUACGGUGGCGUGGUCUCCAGGAUCUCCAGUACCUUCAGUAUCUGCCUCACAGAAGAACUACAACAUCCAGCCCCUGUCACCAGGAACAGUGUAUACGGUCACAGUUGCACUUACGAUCACACUGCUCGGCAGAAGUCAGACGAUUACCUCGGACCCAAAAGCAUUUACAACAAAAAAGGUCUUCGGCGGUGCAUGUAAUGAGACAUCCCAGUGUGACACCUCAGACUCCAAUAUAGAUUGUAUACAGACUACAGUGCCAUCAGACAAGAAGUGUCUCUGUAAGAGUGGAUGGUAUCGGCCGAAUACAAGUCCAGUAUCUUGUGUUCAAUUUAGUGUGUUACGACCAGUCAUAACAGACCCACCAUCCAUAGGAACAGGCACUAUUAGCAUCAGCUGGACAAAUACAGAUGUCACUGAGGGGUACACCUACAUCUACACGGUAGUGUGGUCUCCAGGACCUCCAGGAUCACCAGGAUCACCAGGAACUGCCUCUACACAACAAAAGAACUACAACAUUCAGCCCCUGUCUCAAGGAACAGAGUAUACAGUCACAGUUGCACAUACCAUCACACAGUACGGCAGGAGUCAGACGAUUACCUCGGUCCAAAGGAAUAUUACAACAAAGAUCGCCUACAAUCAAACCUGCUCACAGCCUGGUUUGUGUAUCGAUGCCCGUACCAACUGUUACAGUGGUAGUUGUCGCUGUGAUGAGGGAUACUACCGAGCUACCGACUGUUCCAGCAUUGAACAACUCAAGCCUACCUCUGUGACGGCCUACGUAAACGACACAACCACCAUGACAGCAUCCUGGGUAGCUCCAUCUAACGCCAUCAUUACCGGGUACGAGGUGACUGUUACAUCAGGGGGCAUCACUCCGAUCAGUGUGGACAGAGACAUCAGGACCACGCCCAUUACAGGCCUGACGCCGGGGAGAUUGUACACUGUGUCUGUGAAGACAAAGAUCACCUACCUGCAGGGACGUGACGAGAUGACUGACGUUGUACCUGCAGCAUCAGAGCGAACAACACCCGCGGCCAUCGUGGAGCUGGAUAGCAAAACCAACAGGACAGCUCCAGAUAUCACCAUUGUGUUUUCCAAGGCUGAGGGGGAUGCAGACAAGUACAUUGUGACACUCAGUAGGCGGGAUGGAGAUACAUAUAACCAAAGACAUGAACCUCCCCACGGCAGUGGACAGGACCUCAUCUCUGUCGUCUUCACUGGUGUUGUCCCAGCUGUGUCGUACACCCUGACCAUAAAAACACAGAGUGGGAACCUCUUUAGUUCACCAUUUACCACUGUGAUACUGGUACAAGCAAAACCUGCCGGAAGCGUUACCAAUCUGACGUCGUUUGACAACACUUCCCGCUCUAUUGCUGUGGAAUGGAGCAGACCACUCAACCCUAACGGGAAUAUCUUUGAGUACAUUGUCGACGUGAAAACAGGCUCUCCUUCAAAGUGUGUGAAGCGGGUCAUCGUCAACUGCACUGAAUGUAGCAGAAAUAUGACCAUGCCACAGAUGCAGACGGAAUGUACAACAGACGUGACAGUGGUGAUAUCCCAGGCCGACAUUGAAAAUGUCGACCACGUCAUACAGCACAACAUAACAGGCCUGAACCCUGAUACAUCCUACAGCAUAGACGUAGUAGCUGUCAAUCAAGAGGGGCAAGGCACACCGGACCAAGUUAAUUUACUCCUACCCGAGGAAGCCGCUGGUGAACCUACAAACUUCAAGGUACAGAGCAGGUCAUCAAGUGAGAUAACUCUGACAUGGGAUCCUCCACAGCCCCGACCUGGUGUGACUCAAUACAACCUAACUGUGUAUGAAAAACAGGAAGAGGGCGACGGUUAUGAACCGUCACAGAACAUAUCGAUUAACGAUUGGAAAACUAAAACGAAAAUUAUUGGCAGUCUCUCCAGCUAUUGGUCAUACAAGUUUGAUAUAGUGGCUAACACAAAAAUUGGUGCUUCGAUGAUUGUCAACAGCAGCGUUGAGAUGACUCUGGAAUCAGCGCCAAUUGGUGUGACAGACUUCAUGAUCGAGAGUGUUCCUGGUGUGUUCAACAAGGUACAAGUGUCGUGGAAGUGUCCGCAACAAAAAGAUGGUAGAAAUGGAAAGAUUGUCAGCGCCAAUCUGAAUUAUUACACUAACCAACAGACAACAUAUGUGGAACCUGUACGCAGUAAUAAGAACUUCUCAGACACUGGGAAAAAAUGCAUGUGGAGAGAGAAUGUGACAGUAACUACAGAAUUCCUAUAUCAGUUCCAGGUCCGCCUCUUCAACAAAGCCUAUGCUGGCGCUGUUGUCAAUGAUAGUAAAGAAAUACAAGGAGGGGCCCCAAAACAGUCGGAAGUUCGCGAAUCUGUGAAGGUAGGAGCGAUAGAAGCAGAGGAAACGGCGUCACUGACCAUCUGUCCGAAGUGCCUCUAUGACCGAACAAAUGGUCAAGUAAUCAAUAACGGAUUGAUUGUGUGUAAGAAAGAAGGCAGCUGUGGACAAAGCAGAAAACGUCGCGCAGCUACAAAAGCAGAGGACUAUGACAAAAUGGACAACUGGAAUGUGGCCAGUGCAGACAGUUUCAACACGCAGUACAGGGCAACAAAGGAGGAUUGGCUUGUUGGAAAUAAUGAACAAUCAACUUUAGCCUUUACCGUUGGCGAAGAAGAUUGCAGCGGAAACCCAAAAGACGUAUUCUGUAAUGGGAAACUCCCUGCAGGAGAAACGUUUAUUGUCUUCGCUUUUACAUGCACAAAACAAGGAUGCACAACAAGUCAGUCAAUUGAAGUAAAGACAAAAGCUUCGAUUUUACUGGGUGCUGUCAUCGGAGCAGUAGUUGCCGCAAUUGUCGUCAUCAUUGUUGUGAUUGUCAUCGUGAUUAUCCGUCGACGAAGAAACGCCAAAAUGAAACAAGCUGAUCCAUCCGAAAUCGAAGCUGUCGGCGAUCUUAUCCUGAGGAAACGGCCAAUAAGAAUGAAGGAUUUCGAAACGCGCGUUGAAGAAAUGCACAAGGAUUCCAACCUACUAUAUUCGGAAGAAUUUGAGGACAUAGGAGCCCUGAGUCCCAAGCACACGUGUACUGCGUCUGAAACCGGCGGCAACAAACUGAGAAACAGAUACGUGAAUAUUUUACCAUUUGACCACAGUCGAGUAAAACUGCGAUCUACAGGGGACGAUGACGACGACGAGACAGACUAUAUCAACGCUAACUACAUACCGGGUUACAACUCUCCACGUGAGUUCAUCGCCACCCAGGGCCCUAUGACCGGGACUGUGGCGGACUUCUGGAGGAUGAUAUGGGAGCAGGACGUCAACAUCAUCAUCAUGCUGUCAGACCUGCUGGAGAAGGGCAAGCCAAAGGUAGAUAGGUAUUGGCCGGAAAAUAUGAAGGAGGCGGUUCAAUAUGGAGAAAUUGUCGUGGAGAUGAUCAACUAUUCCCCGCUUAACAAAUACAUCAUGAAAAUCUUCCAGAUAACCGUGGGUGAUGAAAGUCGAAAGGUCCGCCAUUAUUUCCUCCCUGGGUGGCAGGACUUCGGAGCUAAUCUUACCCCAGAUGACGUCAUCAGCUUUGUCAGAGAUGUUCGGAUGCAGAAAAAGCCCACAGACAAAGGUCCAAUCUGCGUUCACUGCAGCGCUGGCGUGGGGCGGACUGGGACGUAUGUCUCUCUGGACGUCUUCAAGCAGGCUAUAGACGAGGAGAACUUUGACAAAGAGCUUGACGUGUUUGACUUCGUGAUGAAGAUGAGGGAAAACAGGUCCUACAUGGUCCAGACAGAGAAACAGUACAUUUUCAUCCACGACACCAUCAAGGAAAUGCUCAUCAGGAAGAAGAAGGAGAUAGCGGAGAGAGACAACAUCUACCAGAACAGCGAUCUCAAACCGGAGGAGAAUAUAUAUGCCAACCAAGCAUAUGAGCCUGACCCGGAAGAGCUGUACAUGAACGUCGAACCUGGACAACCAACCACAGUGCUGUAGGGGACAACACAAGCCGGUAAACAUGUGGAGAGAGUUAAAAUCUCUCUUGGUACAGGAUAGUUGCGACAAUUAAAGUUCUAACGAAAGUUGCUGCAAUCACAGUGUUCAACAAUACACUGGUGUAUGUAAUACACGUCGUCUGAGUACCACAGGUGCAUUCUGCUUAGUGCUACAAUAGCAUAAUUAUAGUUACAACAUUGUUAUUAGUAUUAAUACAUCUUUGUUUCUUCCACUUUUUAUAACAACACAACGUAUUUGUUCACACAGUCAUUUAGACUAUUUUACUGCGCUUGUCUCUAUGUGUUGACUAUGUGAUAUAUCAUUACCCCUGGUUUUAAAAAAUGUCAUAUAGAACAUAUAUAUUCCAACCACAAUUGAUAAAACAUAAUAUCACAAUCAAAGAGCAACUAGAUAACUAUAUAUUUUUAAACUAUCCAAGGAUUUAUGGCUUCAAGGUGUCGGGAUUUACAUUAAGCAUUCAGUCUGACUAUUUACUGAAUUGAUAAAUAAUCAAGUUGAAGCAAACAAUAAUAUACAAGAUGUGAUAAGGGCUUAUUUUAGAUAUGAAGAAUGUAAGAAAUUAUAAACUCCACAAAGCAUUGUGAAAUUUAUCAGAUACGUUUAAACGAAUGGGAAUUAGAUUUUCACCAUUCUAACAAUGAACGUUUGGGACUAGUUUAAACACUAAAUGCAUGGGUAAAGCUAGUUCUCAUACUUGACAAUAUACAAAUCUUUCUUCUUUAAAUCUUCUCCUUUGACACUCACUUCAGUCAUACGCAUGUAUUUUAUGAGUCAUAAGUACAAAAUUUGUAAGUGUAAGAAAGAAGAAAGGAUGCCAGUUGUCAGUCAUUCCAACUUUUUAUGUAACUUUAUAAUUUGACAAUGUCCCUAAAGGUACCCUUGAUCUACCUUGUCCUUCAUGUUAGUGCACAUGAGUCGACCACGUUGUACAUAACACUGCAUCGCAUAUACAAGUAACCAUACGUUCACUAUAAUGUUGUUUCUAUUCUUGCCGAAAGUACGUGCCGGUAAGUGCAAGAAUGUUAUUUUUGUUAUUUGUUGACUUCUUUGCACUGUGAAAUGUUUUGCGUAGUUAUGUAAUAUUAUUUAUGACAGGUUUCAGUAGAUUCAUCAUAUUCUGAGCGAAAAAUAAAUUAUAUGUUCUCAUGAUCAAAACCGCACCAAAUAUUCAAUAAUAAUUGAUUGAUCCAGCCCUUAUAUAUGAAUCAAAUCAUUUAUGCUUGAUGUCCAAAGUUCCAUUGCAGAAAUUAUUUUUUAGUCGACCUAUGUUCUCGAUAUUUUGAUAUGACGAUAAAGGUUUGAAUUCGAGGAAGUGCUGUUUUAUAAAUGGACUUUGCAAUACCCAGUUUGAUGUUGCUCGUCGAAAUGACUUCAUUUCUCUUCCACUCUGUGCUGCCAUCAAAAGGAUUUGUAGUGUUAAUUACUAAGAAAAGGUGUCGG